UGGUUGUUCAUUAUCAUCUUCACAAUCACGGCCACCAAGCUUGGAUUACAGCAAAAAAUGUCAGCUUCUUCAAAACUCUUAUUGUCACGCAAUGUAUUCAUGGGUUCCACAAUUACCCACAAAUCAAUAAAAACAAUCCCCACUUUUCUCUCCUCAAAACCCUUAUCACUAAUCCCUUCUUUUGAACUCCACCGUCAUUGCUCCUCUUCUGAUCUCUCACUUGAUACUGAAACCCUAAAUACCCUUCACCACCCUUGGCCGGAAUGGGUGUCUUUCGUUGAUCGGUUAAAAACUAAGGGUUACUUUAGCAAAACUUCAGAUGCCACUGCAAGUGUUUAUAAAGACGUGAACCAAUUAAAAGACCCUUGUCUUAGUUUUGCACGGGACAGAUAUGAUCUUUUUAAAUUAUUGUGUGUUGAUGAUAUUAAAAUGGUUUUGAAGAGUGGAUGUCCUACUAUUCUUCGAAAAACUGUGAAUUCUGCCAAAAGGUUGAGGGCUUAUGCGCGAUUGGAUGAAGGAGAUACUUGCGGUGCUUGCAAUCUAAGGGGGUCUUGUGACAGAGCUUAUGUGAUACUAAAGGAUAAUGAAGGAGAUGCGCGUACUGUGGAUAUAGUGCGCAUACUAAUGUCUUAUGCAUUAGAUCCACUUGUUAUUUCAGAGGAAGGAAAACCUCCUGGUAGAGAGGCUGUCGAAGGAUUUGUUAGAAAGCUACUCUCUGAUUUGAUUGAAUUGAGUCAGAAAACUCCUGAUCCGCCAGUCCAGGAGCCUGCUGCUAAUGCUGUGCGUCAGAAGGAGCAAGGGAGGAAAAUUAGUAGUGAAGCAAGGCCUCAUCUAUCUAAUGCACUUAACAGAGAUAAUCUGUCUCAGAAUGUUGAAAUGAAAAGAGGGGAUUGGAUGUGUCCCAAAUGCAAUUUUAUGAACUUCUCUAAAAAUAUUCAAUGCCUAAAAUGUGGUGAAGAUGGCCCAAAAAAAUCUGGUGUUUCUAACAUGGAAAUGAAGAAAGGAGAUUGGUUAUGUUCCAAGUGCGAUUUCGUGAAUUUCUCUAAAAAUGUGAGAUGCCUAAAGUGCAAAACCGAGGGGCCUAAAAGAGUUGGUGCAAGUGACAUUGAAAUGAAAAAAGGAGAUUGGAAUUGCUCGCAGUGUGGAUUCAUGAAUUUUGCAAGCAAUAAGAAGUGUUUGUCUUGCCGAGAAGAACGACCUAAGAGACAGCUGCAUCCUGGAGAGUGGGAAUGCUCGAGGUGUGAUUUCUUGAACUACAGCCGGAAUAUCGUCUGCCUCAAGUGCAAAAAUGAGCGUCACAAAGCAGCAACUACGGAGUAUGAAGAUCAGAUUUGGAGAAGACCUCAAUAAAAUAGUGCAGUUCUGGAAAUGAGAGAAAUGUUGUUGUAUAAUGUUUUCUUUUUCGCAAAGUAUACAAAUCUCCCUUCAGUUAUUGGCAGAUUUAAUUGCAAAUAGAAACAGAAUCACAAAAUUGGUGGUGUUCCUUCCUGUUCUGCAGCUAAAUUUCUGAAAGUCCAGACAGAUUUGGUAUCCAAGAAAAUUUAAUGUAAUUAGGAUUCUUACUUAUUUUUUUAUUUGGUACGAUGAAAAAAAAAUUGAAAUUAAUGUCAAAUGAAAUGAAAUGGUUAUAAGCCAAGUGGCACUAA
Messenger RNA from Mercurialis annua (annual mercury), 1646 nucleotides. Its product is annotated as zinc finger protein VAR3, chloroplastic. NCBI's taxonomy places the organism in Eukaryota, Viridiplantae, Streptophyta, Magnoliopsida, Malpighiales, Euphorbiaceae. Gene Ontology annotation, cellular component: cytoplasm. Gene Ontology annotation, molecular function: mRNA binding. The coding region runs from base 58 to 1350 and encodes 430 amino acids. The transcript is spliced from 7 exons. The record is from RefSeq and is a predicted model, not a curated record.